GACGCGUUUCCUCCCCCUCCAUCACUCAUGUCUCUCAAAGUGCCCAAAGCGAGCAACGUCCCCAUCUUCAAAGAUGGUUACAAGCACCUUCAAGGGCUCGAUGAAGCCGUUCUCCGAAACAUCGAGGCCGUUGUCGAACUUUCUGACCUUGUCCGCACAAGUUUUGGUCCCAACGGCCGAAACAAGCUCAUUGUCAACCACCUGGGGAAACUGUUUGUGACUUCGGAUGCGGCUACGAUCAUCCGCGAGAUCGAGGUCGUGCACCCUGCAGCCAAGUUGUUGGUCAUGGCCUCGCAAGCUCAGGAAUCGGAGAUGGGAGACUCGACGAAUCUGGUCAUCAUCCUUGGAGGAGAACUUCUGAAGAAGGCUGAAAAUCUCCUGGUGUCUGGGCUCAAACCGGCGGAUAUCAUCCAGGGCUACGAGCUUGCAUGUGCAAAGGCUUUGACGGAGCUAGACAAUCUGUCCACAUUCAACCUGCCGACACCCUUGACACCCUCAACUUUGGCUGCUGCACUGAAGCCAGCAAUCGCCUCGAAACAAUAUGGUUACGAAGAUCAGUUAGCCAACCUCAUAACUGAGGCUGCGCUUGCGAUCAUGCCGACAAAUCCUAAAAACUUCAACGUUGACAACGUCCGAGUGGUCAAAAUCAUGGGUGGCAGCCUUGGAGCCAGUCGUGUGGUUCAGGGCAUGGUAUUUCCCAGAGAACCUGAAGGCACCGUCAAAUCCGCCAAAAGAGCCAAAGUCGCUGUGUUCACUUCGGCUCUUGACAACGCCCAAACAGAGACAAAAGGAACUGUGCUCAUAAAAAAUGCAGAGGAGAUGCUGAACUUUACGACUGGAGAAGAAAAACAUCUGGAAAUGAUUAUCUCCCAAAUCGCGGAUUCCGGAGUGUCUGUGAUCAUUGGCGGGUCAUCCAUGUCAGAUCUUACGCUGCACUACCUGAACCGAUAUAAUAUCGCCGUGCUCAAAGUUCUGUCCAAAUUCGAUCUUCGCCGGCUGUGCCGAGUAAUUGGUGCGACGCCAUUAGCACGCAUGGGUCCCCCUACGCCCGAAGAAAUGGGCUACGUCGAUAUCUUCGAGACGAUCGAAAUAGGUGGCGAUCGUGUCACCGUUCUCCGCCAGCUGAUCGAUGGCGACGAGGGCUACAACCCAACCAGCAAAGCUGAUCCGACCCGGACAGCAACUAUUGUGCUACGCGGAGCCACGACGAACCGAUUGGAUGACCUCGAGCGAGCCAUUGACGACGGCGCCAACGUCCUGAAAGGGUUGAUCAAGGACGGACGGAUGGUCCCUGGAGCUGGCGCCGUCGAGAUUGAGCUGGCGAAGCGUAUCGAGAACUAUGGAGCUGGGCUCAAAGGCCUGCCGCAGCAUGGUGUGCGCAAGUUCGCCAAUGCACUGGAGUGUGUGCCGCGGACGCUGGCGGAGAAUGCUCUUGGUGGUGCUGAGGGUAACGAGGUUGUGAGCAGACUCUGGGCCAAGCACGAGGCCGGCAGCGCCCCCUGGGGUGUCGACGUUGAAAACGAGACCGAUGGCACACUUGACACCGCUGCUCACAAGAUCUUCGACUCGCUUGCGUCCAAAGCAUGGGCCAUACGGCUUGCCACGGAAGCCGCAGUCUCAGUGCUCAAUGUCGAUAGCAUCAUCAUGAGCAAGCCUGCAGGUGGCCCGAAGAUCCCUCAGCAAGCGGGCAAUUGGGACAACGAUGACUAAGACAAAUGUAUUACAGCUACUGUAUAGAAAGAAUUGCUAAUAUCCUUGUAAGACGCGUCUGCGAAUACGCACUGAUGAUGAAUAUCACGAGGUCGUCUCACAAAUCAGAAUCGGGGAUUAUAUCCGAUCGUCAGUUUGACAUCAACCAAACGCGUCUUCUCUCUCUUCCACCGUCUAACAUCAUGCCUACCACUGCCAUUGCCGACUUUGCUGCGUUCCAGGAGGCGAUUAACAGCGAGACCCCCGUUAUCAUCGAUUUCUGGGCAACUUGGUGUGGACCGUGCAAAAUGAUCAGCCCUAUAUUCGAGAAGCUUUCCAACUCUCCGGAAAAUGCCGCUCUCAAGUUCUACAAGGUCGACACGGAUGCGAAUGAGCGCGCCGCGACGGAGGCUGGUGUCCGCGUGAUGCCGACCUUCAUGGUUUUCCAUAAGGGAAACAAGAUCGCCGAGUCUCCUGGUGCCGUUCCUCAGAAACUCGCUGCUUUGAUCAAAGAGGGUGUCGCCGCUGCCACAGAAUCCGCUACUGCCAAAGAAUCCGCUGCUGCCGUUGAGGCGCCUGCCGCCGAAUCGUCUGCAUGAAAGUGGCUCUAGGUAGUCGCAUAGAGCGUCCUCUAAGUAGAUAACCGUCGACUGUAACAAAUCAAUGUAUGGAGGUUGUUGUCCGUGAGUGUGACAACUUCGCACCUUGGCGAUUGAAGAAUCGUCGUAAGUCGGUGUGCAGAAUCCAUGACCGGGCAUGCUGCCAAGUACAAUCUUUCGGCUUUUCGGUGAG
This is a messenger RNA of Mycena citricolor, 2481 nucleotides long. The record is from the annotation of a GenBank genome assembly. Lineage: Eukaryota; Fungi; Basidiomycota; Agaricomycetes; Agaricales; Mycenaceae.